Penicillium pulvis is the source of this 2829-nucleotide messenger RNA. RefSeq names its product CeGAL family transcription factor (gene farA). The transcript has 6 exons. Bases 1 to 2829 code for a protein of 942 amino acids. Gene Ontology annotation, biological process: regulation of DNA-templated transcription; DNA-templated transcription. Gene Ontology annotation, molecular function: DNA-binding transcription factor activity, RNA polymerase II-specific; DNA binding; zinc ion binding. The record is from RefSeq and is a predicted model, not a curated record. Lineage: Eukaryota; Fungi; Ascomycota; Eurotiomycetes; Eurotiales; Aspergillaceae.
AUGAGCACUACGAUCGAAUCCCAGACCGAUCCCGCUGGUAGUCCGGCCCCCAGUGCCACUGGCUCAACAGGUACCUCCGGCAUCACCGUGCGCAAUGGUGCUGCGGGCCAAGCGCUCAGCUUUAGAAGACAACGUGCAUCACGCGCGUGCGAGACAUGCCAUGCUCGAAAAGUCCGUUGCGAUGCCGCCAGCCUAGGUGUGCCGUGCACAAAUUGCGUCGCCUUCUCCAUCGAAUGCAAGAUUCCCUCCCCGAAACGAAAGAAGAACUCCACCAAAGCAAAAGACGACACUCGGUAUGACAGCCCACCUCACACAGCCUCCUCGCUAGUCGACGCGGCGGUCGCUCACUUCCGACCCUCCAGUACUGAGGAGUCGAUCGACAAUCCGCCGAAUGACCAACGAGGACAAUCCCCGGACUCAGACCAAAAGGACGAUGCAUUUGGGUACCGCAAGAACCGCAUGGCCGUCGAUGGCAUGCCUGUCACAGAUCUGUCCGAGGCGGAGGCAGCCCAGGAAGCUUCGGUCAAUAAUGCCUAUGCCCAAUUCAUGAAACCCAAGUUUGCGCGGGCGCCCAUCAAAGAAGCCGGUCGCGUGGCAUACCUUGGCGAAUCGUCCAACUUGUCACUACUGGUUCAGGAUCGCCAUGGAACAACAGACGUCGUGCAUUACCCGCUGCCGCCGAAUAUCAGAGGAUCGCGUGCUCGCUUGACAGACCUCGACAAUUUGGAGAUUGACAUUCUACACCAAAGAGGAGCCUUUUUGUUGCCGCCGAAGCAACUGUGUGAUGAGCUGGUCGAUGCUUACUUCAAAUGGGUGGCGCCGGUUGUCCCGAUUAUUAACAAGAGUCGCUUUAUGCGUCACUACCGUGAUCCAAAGAACCCGCCGUCUCUACUGCUGCUGCAAGCCAUACUACUGGCGGGCUCCAGGGUUUGCACGAAUCCUCAGCUCAUGGAUGCCAAUGGAUCGACCACUCCGGCUGCGAUGACCUUCUAUAAGCGUGCUAAGGCGCUGUAUGAUGCUAAUUAUGAGGAUGACCGGGUCACUAUUGUGCAGGCUUUGGUGCUUCUGGGCUGGUACUGGGAAGGACCGGAAGAUGUGACCAAAAACGUGUUCUACUGGACUCGGGUCGCGAUGGUAGUUGCUCAAGGUUCGGGAAUGCACCGCAGUGUUGAAACCUCUCAGCUUAGUAAACCCGACAAGAGACUCUGGAAGAGGAUUUGGUGGACACUUUUCACCCGGGAUCGCUCAGUUGCCGUGGCCCUGGGCCGACCUAUUGGGAUCAACACUGAUGAUUCAGAUGUUGGGAUGGUAACAGAGGACGACUUCAUCGAAGAUGAACUCGACGUUGUAGCCGAGUACCCGCCAGAUCCGGUGCAUGUGCAGUUCUUCCUGCAGUAUGUCAAGCUGUGUGAGAUUAUGGGUCUGGUGCUUUCACAACAAUAUUCCGUGGCAUCGAAAUCCCGACGCAUGAAUGCCAUGGACCUCACACACUCCGACAUGGCCCUGGCAGAUUGGUUACAGAAUUGCCCCAAGGAGGUUUGUUGGCAACGAUCUAACCACCACUUCUGGGCUGCUCUCCUUCAUUCGAAUUACUACACUACGCUUUGUCUUCUGCAUAGAGCUCAUAUGCCUCCUGCUUCCUCUGCUCCUAACAGCUACAGAGUCGAAGAAAUGGCGUACCCAUCGCGCACUAUUGCGUUCCAAGCUGCCGGAAUGAUGACUUCGAUUAUCGAGAAUCUGCACAGCCACGGAGAGCUUCGUUAUACCCCAGCUUUCAUCGUGUACAGCUUAUUCUCCGCUUUGAUCAUGCAUGUGUACCAAAUGCGCUCCUCAGUUCCCUCAAUUGUGGCGACUUGUCAAGAGCGUAUCAAUGUGUGCAUGGCCGCUCUCAAAGAUGUUUCUAAGGUGUGGCUAGUCGCGAAGAUGGUCAAUACCUUGUUUGAGUCUAUCCUCGGCAACAAAAUUCUGGAGGAGCGACUUCAAAAGGCGGCAGGCAGGCGGCAUCAGCGACGGCCGCAUGACCACAACGCAAAUGCAAACACAGCCGCCCCUAAGAGACCAGAUCCGCCGAAGCGGAAGUUCGAUGAUAUGGAUCUGGGUUUGCCAAAUGGUGGGCCUACGCCUCCCGUGUCAUAUGAGCGUUCUCGCCCACAAACCCCGGCUGUCACACCGUCUCGGGAAUUGAAUCAGCCUCCUCUGGUUCAGACAUCUCCCAACAUGCACCGUGGCCCUGCGGACCCCAUCUCUGGAGCCGCCAACUCACGGAGCAAUACACGACCGACAACCCCCUUCAAUGCCCAGUUCUCCCUCCCCGCCACGCCACCUGACUUCUUCCUUGUGACUCGUGCCUCGCCCAACCUGUCCCCAUCUCUAUGGGAGAACUUCCAACCUGACCAACUCUUCCCCGACGGCACUGCGAUCUUCCCCGAGCUGACAUCCCCACCUCCCGCCAUGGAUCCAACGCUAAAUAUGCCCUCUCUUCCCUCUCAGAAUAUGGGCCAGCGGCCUAUGGGUAACCCGCAACAACAGCCCGUCCACGGGCGUAGUAUGUCUGCAUCUCAGGGUAGCCCUCAAAUGAUGCAGGGUGGUCCCGGAGGCAUGGGAAUGCCAACAGGCCCGCAGCAGAUGUUCGGAAUGGAAGGACAGACUUGGCCGAUGCAAGGCAUGGAUGGGACGAUGAGUGGUGCCGCGCUGGACGCUGGCAGCCAAGAUAAUGACAACUGGAGCAACAGUUCUCGUAGUGGACCGACUGCGCCGACGACCUUGAAUGUGGAAGACUGGUUUCAAUUCUUUGGUAUUAAUGGUGGCUUCGGUGAUUUGGCUGCCUAG